GUAGUCAUGUUAGCAGCUAAUCAAGUUGCGUAUUAUACUGUAUAAAUCAAAUUAAAUUAAACGUGAAUCUGCCAGUUAGACAUACCCUGCGCCAGUCGAAGUGUAACCACUUCAACAGCCUCCCAUUUGACUUCAGAGUAAGAUUUUGUUUCAAACGUAUGGUUGAACUCCACUAGAAGGACGAGUUAGCCAGUGCCACUGUUACAAUGGAUUCAGUGACCGUGACGUUUGAUUCCUGCGGCGGAUCACGGCUAUGCGCUUCCUCAAAGGGGUGUGGCGAUCAGUUUCGCUUCCGACACACUCUAUAGAGAAAAUAGAGCGUUGUGGACGAGAGCUUAAAACACACAUUUUUAAACGGGCCGUGUGGGCGAUCUACAGAGCUUUUUGGCAUGAAAAGCUACAAACACCUUACUGAGACAUCAAGGUCCAAUUCUUUAGCAAUGUGGAGCAUGAAAAAAGCAGGUGCAUGGAUCUUUAAAACGCGUUAUGUCAGGUUGCGACGCGUCUUGUAACGCGUCAUGUCAUGGUUGUGACGCGUUACGAGACGCGUCUCGAUUUUUUUCGAGAUGCGUCACAAGACGUGUCUUGUUGGGUUGAGAGUUGAGGAGGUGGAAUAUGUUUCUGCAUCAACAGCGGCUGGUGCAGCGAUGUUUCAGAAGUUUCUCAACUCUGUUCUCCGGACCUUGAGACCUUCACCCUCAACUGCAAGCCAUUCUAUGCAGACUUCCUUACAGACAGACAGCAGUAUGUGAGGCAGGGAAAGCUUGUCUCAGAUACCUGGACCACCAGCACCGGAUCCCCCCAGGGCUGUGUCCUUUCACCCCUGUUAUUCUCCCUGUACACAAACAGCUGCACAUCUGGAAACCAGUCUGUCAAACUCCUGAAGUUUGCUUCGACACCACCCUCAUCGGCCUCAUCUCUGACGGAGAUGAGUCAGCCUACAGGAGUGAGAUAGCCAGUCUGGUGUCAUGGUGCAGCGCUAACAACCUGAAGUUUCACCUUCCUGUAAAGAUGUUGUUGAACUUCUACACUGCCAUCAUUGAAUUCAUCCUCACGUCCUCCAUCACAGUCUGGUUCACUGCGGCCACGGCCAGGGACAAGGCCAAGCUGCAGCGCGUCAUCCACUCAGCGGAGAUAGUGAUCGGCUGCGACCUCCCGUCUCUCCAGGAGCCGACCCCUCUCACCCAGGACAUGAACACUUUCGGCCCCUCCCCUCUAGCAAGAGGCUGUGGUCCAUCAGGACCAGGACCUUGCGCCACAAGAACAGAUUCUUCCCAACUACAGUCAGCCUGUUAAACAGUGCACCAACUCCUCCCAGCUUUCAGGUGUUGUUUAUAAUUAUAAUUAUUUAAUACAACCCAAGACAAAGUUCAACAGUAUAUAUAAAUAUAUAAUAAGAAUUGGUGGUGUUGCCACUUUAUUUAACACCCUUUUUGCAGAUUCUACAGGUUGCCAUUUUUUCAUCUUUGACUUGGAAAUCUAACAACACGCUGCUACUCUUUCUUGCGUCUAUCCUUGUUCUUCGUCUGUGUCCCCCGCUGCUUUUUUUUGUUGCUGGCCCGAGUCCCUGAGUCAAGUGAGAUCUCAAAGCAAAAGGUUGUUGGUUUGGUGUGUGUCUGCUUCACUCUGGCAUACAGUGCACAUGCAUGCUGCUUACACACAGGCACUUGGAGAUGCAGACAGACAAGACUGAUCCGCCCACCCCUAGGAGACAUGUGAAUGGGCGGUGUGAGUUUUGUGGUGAGGUGGAGGGAAUGGCACAUGUUAUAAUGGAGUGUGAUAAGUACAGGAGGGAAAGGGAAGGAAUGGUUAGGAGUAUGAGAGAAGCAGGAAUGAAAGAUGUGUGUUUGAGGAAGGUGGAAGCCUUGUUUAAAUUUUUGAAUGUUGUUGGCCUGGGCAAAAGAAUAUGAGGGUUAGAGAAAUCCUUUGCAAGAAGCUCCAAAUACGUCGCCGGGCAAGUCGGCACACGUAAACUCCAUGGAUAACGAAUAAAGAGGCCGUUCCAGCCCUUGUCAGCCUCCAAAAGGUGGCCGUUCCUGCCUCAGUUCCUGUCGGCCUCUAAGGAGAGGACGUUCCUGCCUCAGUUUCUGUCGAACUUCAAGUAGAGGUCGUUCCUGCCUCAGUUCCUGUCGGCCUCCAAGUGGAGGUCGUUCCUGCCUCAGUUCCUGUCAGCUUCUAAGGGGGGGCUCUGCUGCUCCGUUUUCUGCCGGCUGCAAAGAAGUUGCUCCAGGCUUCUGUUGCUCCAGCCAAGAGGCCGCUCCUGGAGUUCCUGGUAGUCCUGAGGAGACCACACCCCGUUCCGUCCUAAUGAGUCCGGGCUGAUUCAUGCCAGUCCGGAGCUUGGGGCCCUAUAUUUCUUUAUGCACAGUAGUCGUCCCUGAAGGUGCCGGUGGUUCCUGCGGAGACACGUUCCUUUCGUCCCUGGAGGUUCAAGGGGGGCCGUGAAUUUGCUGUAUUUUAAUUGGGUUGUAAACGCAAAAGAUGAAUAAUAUUUUUUUUUUACUAACGAUGGCAAAUAAGCACAAGACAGGGUUGAGGUCAAUUAUUUUAUAAUUCAGAUGGUGUUCUUGUUUCAGGAUGAACCAUGUUCUGGCUUCAUCAAAGAGUUCAGUGAGUGACAGCCGAGGAUGCUGCAGUUUCUCACAGAGCUGGAGGAGACAGCUGUCCAGCUGGACAGGAUGUAUAAAGGUGCAAAGAUCUCCAGCGUGGCAGGCAGCUCAGUGGGGGCAGUCGGAGGAGUGCUUUCUAUCAUCGGUUUGGCCCUAAUUCCUGUAACCGCUGAAUUGUCUUUAGCACUGACAAUGACGGGACUCGGGCUGGGAAUCACUAGUGGAGUCAACAGCUUAGUUACCACUGCCACCGAGUGUGGAGUUAAUUAUACACAACAGAAAAAAGCAAGUGAAGUCUUUCAGAGCUUCAUGGAGGACGUACAGACUCUCCAGGAUUGUUUAGAGGAGACAGUGAAAAGGGACACAGAUGAGAUAGAUGUGGCUCUUGGAACAGGCAAAUCGCUCAUGAAACUAGGUGUUGUUGGAAAAGCUAUUGAUACUUUAAUUGAUGCUGGUAAAGCUGUGGCCCAGGAAGGUAAAGCUCUACGUAACGUCCCCAGAGUGCCCUCAGACAUCCCAGACAUCGGUCAGGCAGCACUCAAAGGGCCUCUUGCUCUCUCUAAGUCAGCGAGGGCUGGACUCUUCGUGGCCAAUGCUCUUUUUCUUGGCAUGGACAUCUUCUUUAUCUGUAAAGACAGCAUGAGUCUGGCCAAAGGCACAGAGGCUGAAAUGUCGCGUUUCAUCAAAGCCAGAGCGCAAAUUUGGAGCACAGAGAUGGACUCAUGGCAGAAGAUCCAUGACCUGCUGAGCGAAGGCCUCUUGAAAUCAGAAAAAAACAACUACUGGAGACACCAUUUUAUUCAGAGAUGAGAGAGAAACACAUCAGAGCAGAGACAGAAGAGGGAACUGACCAAGAAAGAUGACGAAAAAAAGAAAAAAGUUCUGUCUAUUACAAUAACACUCAGAAUUGGCUAUCUGUGCUGUCUUCAUCUAACUUUACCUUCAUAAAAGAAAAACACAUGCAGAAGUUCUCAAUAAUUGUUCUAACACAAAAUGUACCAAAUUUAAUCACUUUAAAAUUAUUCUGUCUCACUUAAUUUGAACAUUCUUAUCAAAGUGUUUUGAAAUUCUACUGUAAAUAUGAUUGGUUUGCAUUAUUAAAUGUUUCAAUGCUGAAUAAAUGCAUAAUAAAAUUGAAAUACUUACAAACCUAUGUACCAAUGAAAUAAAUAAAGCUCAAGGGUUAAAACAAUGUGUAAGUCGUCAUGUACAGUAAGAGUCCUAAUGAAAGGCGUU
This is a messenger RNA of Betta splendens (Siamese fighting fish), 3845 nucleotides long. RefSeq names its product apolipoprotein L4-like. Lineage: Eukaryota; Metazoa; Chordata; Actinopteri; Anabantiformes; Osphronemidae. Gene Ontology annotation, molecular function: lipid binding. The record is from RefSeq and is a predicted model, not a curated record. The transcript has a single exon. Gene Ontology annotation, cellular component: membrane; extracellular region. Gene Ontology annotation, biological process: lipoprotein metabolic process; lipid transport. Bases 2628 to 3419 code for a protein of 263 amino acids.